Messenger RNA from Scomber scombrus (Atlantic mackerel), 657 nucleotides. RefSeq names its product chromosome 8 C19orf25 homolog (gene c8h19orf25). Lineage: Eukaryota; Metazoa; Chordata; Actinopteri; Scombriformes; Scombridae. The record is from RefSeq and is a predicted model, not a curated record. The coding region runs from base 178 to 504 and encodes 108 amino acids. The transcript has 3 exons.
UAGAGCGUGUUGGACGUGUCUUGUUGUACACAGUAACGUUUAUUCCGCAGCUUAAUGUCUGAUUAUUACCAGUUUCUGUUUCUAUUAUCGGGAUUUACUGGUUGACUGAGGCGGUGAGCUGCAGCAGAGAAGCCCGGAGCAGGACGCUUUAACCCCGCUGCAGCAGAAAGCAUCAGGAUGAAUAUCGUGUCUAAAAGUAAGAAGCGUGUGGUUCUGCCGAGCCGUCCCAACCCCCCCACAGUGGACCAGAUCCUGGAGGACAUCAGCCAAGCCAAACCCAACGACCCGGUGUUCAGCGUGCUGGAGAAGACCGGACAAGACUCGCCCCGGCCGUCCCCCGGCAGUGAUGCGGAUCAGCGGUUCCAGCAGUGUCGUGAGUUCCUGGAGCUGAACGAGCGUCUGCAGGCGGCUCGCGAGCGUUUGCUGCAGCAGAGAGACGAGCUGCGAGCGAGCGGAGAGCGGCUGCAGGAAGACGUGACGGAGGUCAAAGGUCAAGCGCUCUGACUGCUCCAGACUUUAUAAACACAGUUCACAGGUUUGAUUCCUGAGUCAGCUGACCUCUGACCUCAUGUGUGACGCAUUAAUGACUGUCGAGUAAAGGUGCAACAAUCAUCGUUUGACUGAUAAUGAAUAAAUUAAUAAAACUGUUCUCAUCAA